AUGGCGUCGACCCCAGACGUUUUGUCGGCCGCCAGCCACAAGCUCGCCGUCCCAGGCGACACCCGCAAACAGCUCCUUGAGGACUCGCCGGGAUAUACCACCCCGGUCUUCAAGGGCAAGAACGAACAGCGAGCGUUGGUCGAGGCCGAUAUCAUUGCAAAGGGCUUCAUCCCCCGAGACCUCGUCGCCAACGAAGUCAACUGGUUCUACAAUGGCUUGGGCAUCGACGAUACCUACUUCCAAACCGAAUCGCGCGAGGUCAUUGCUGAUCAUAUCAUGGCACUCUUCGGUGCGAAGAUCAUGGCCUUUACCAAGCACGAUCCCGCUUCUCUCGUUAUCGACCUGGAAAGGAUUGAUGAUAAAGGAAACGGCGCUACUUUUAUUCAUUCCAGCGCACCUGGAUUGACCACCACCGAGGGACCAGGCGCUACCUGCGAAGCUAGAAUCGACGAGCUCUUCCUCGACAAAUCCACUCCUGAUAACGCCUAUCGACUGGAAACCUUCCGCUCAGCUGGCUCGAUCUCCUCCGCCUCUUCCCAGAACUUGCGAUGCUACUUCGUUACCAAGGCUCAAUUCGUCUCGAAACCCGAAGCAGGCCAGACUGAUGGCAAGACCGACAUUCGAUCGGUCUCUGACAAGACUUUCCUCGAGCGUGCUACUGAGAAGACCCUCGACAUUUACCAGCAGAUCAUCUGGAAUGUCGAGUCGCGACAUGGACCCGUCAUCGAGGUCUUUGAGAUUGAGGGCACUCGCGAGCGCCGUGUCGUCAUCGGCUACAAGAUGGGAGCCACCUCCAAGUUCUUCAGCGCUUUGUCGAACUUGUAUCACUUCUAUUCCCUCUACUCUACCCGGAAAUAUGUCGAGCAAUUCUCGAACGGAAUUACCAUCGUCUCGCUCUACCUGAGACCACUCCCCGACACCAACGCCCCUCCCAUCGAGAACUCGAUCUUGCAAAUCCGGAAGGAGGCUUCUCUCCUCUUCUCACUCCCCGACAACCCCUUCUUCUUGCCUAAUUCCAAGGGCAGCCAUGCUGUCCAGGAAGCCACCUACGCAUACUGCGGCUGGAUCUUUGCUCAACACUUCUGCAACCGUCUCGGUCCUGCUUAUCUCCAACUCAAGAACAUCCUCAACGAGAACGAUCCUACCCAUGCUGAGGUUCUCAAUGACAUCAAGCGACGAUUCCGUGAAGAGACCUUUACCCGAGAGAGCAUUGCCCAGGCCAUCCAUGCCUACCCAGAGCUCAUUCGUCUGCUCUAUGUCAACUUUGCCAUGGCCCACUAUCCUCCUUCGCAUGAUGCUUCUCAGCUUGGCCCCACCCUCUCCUACCAGCGUCUCCAGACCGUUCAGCCCUUGUCGGACGAAGAACUCUACGAGAAGCUUCGCCGCACUGUCUCCAACAAGAACGAUCUCCAAGUUCUCGAGGCCUUCUUGAUCUUUAACAAGAGCAUCCUCAAGACCAACUUCUACCAACCCACCAAGGUCGCCUUGUCAUUCCGCCUUGCGCCCGACUUCUUGCCCGAGGUCGAGUACCCCAGGAAGCCCUACGGCAUCUUCAUCGUCAUUGGUAACGACUUCCGGGGCUUCCACAUCCGAUUCCGCGAUGUUGCCCGUGGUGGUAUCCGUAUCAUCCGCUCGAGGAACAGGGAAAACUACUCUAUUAAUCAGAGGCAGUUGUUCGAUGAGAACUAUGGCUUGGCCUCGACUCAAGCUCUGAAGAACAAGGAUAUUCCUGAGGGUGGUGCCAAGGGAACUAUCUUGCCAUCGCUUGGUGCUGACCCUCGACGAUGCUUCGAGAAAUACGUCGAUUCUAUCAUCGACCUUCUCAUCCCUGGUCAAACCCCUGGCAUCAAAGAGCCUCUCGUUGAUCUCUAUGGCAAGCCUGAACUCUUGUUCUUCGGCCCUGAUGUCUCGAGAUUUCUUCGUUGUCCCGUCUGCAUAGUAACCUUUCCUUUAGUCCACUCCCGUGCUCGUGGCGCCGAGACCUGGUGGAAGUCGUUCACCACUGGAAAGACUGCCGCAACUCUCGGUGGUAUUCCCCACGAUACCUACGGAAUGACUUCUCGUUCCAUCCGACAAUACAUCAUCGGCAUCUACCGUCAACUUGGUCUCCGCGAGAAGGAUGUUACCAAGGUUCAGACUGGUGGUCCUGAUGGUGACCUUGGCUCGAACGAGAUCCUCCUCUCCAACGACAAGACUAUCGCUGUCAUCGACGGUAGCGGUGUCCUUCAUGACCCCCACGGCAUCAACAGGGAAGAGUUGAUCAGGUUGGCCAAGCUCCGUAUCCCUGUUGGCUUCUUCGAUACCUCCAAGUUGAGCAAGGACGGUUAUCUCGUCAAGGUCGAGGACCAGGACGUCAAGUUGCCCUCUGGCCAAGUCAUCCCCGAUGGUACCGACUUCCGAAACACUGCCCACCUUCGCUUCAAGGCCGAUAUCUUCGUUCCUUGCGGUGGUCGCCCCGAGGCUGUCAACAUCUCCAACGUCAACGCUCUCAUCGACAGCGAGGGCAAGCCUCACUUCAAGUAUGUCGUCGAAGGUGCCAACUUGUUCUUCAGCCAACAGGCUCGUCUCUUCCUCGAGAAGCGCAAGGUUAUCCUCUACAAAGAUUCCAGCGCCAACAAGGGUGGUGUUACCAGCUCUUCCUUGGAAGUGCUCGCUGGUCUUGCCCUUUCCACUGAGGAAUUCGUCGAUCUGAUGGUCUUCAAGGAUGGCAAGCCCACCGAGUUCUACCAGAACUACGUGAAGGACGUCCAGGAGAAGAUUGCCGAGAACGCUGCCAACGAGUUCCAGUGCAUCUGGCGCGAGCACGCCCGUCUCGGUGGCACCAAGCCUCGCACCACCAUCUCUGACGAACUCUCGCAAACCCUCAACAACCUCCAAGCCGAGCUCGAGAGCUCUGACUUGUUCGAUGAUCUGCCAAGCAGGAAGGGUGUCCUCCGACGUGCGAUUCCCAAGACCUUGGUUGAUAAGAUUGGAUUGGAGACCUUGAUGGAGAGGCUUCCCGAGACGUAUCAGCGAGCUCUGUUCUCCAGCUGGGUUGGAUCACACUUUAUCUACAAGCAUGGUGUCAAUGCUUCCAGCGUCGACUUCUUCCUCUUUGCUCGCGGUCUCGCCCAGUCUGACUAGAUGUCCUCAUCAACACGCUGGAUCCUCCAAAAGUUUAGUUAAAAGAUUGCUUCUUGAUUUUAUUGUCUCAUUUCCUAUUCCUUUGCAUUUUGAAUACCACUUCUUUUUGAUUUCGCCCCUCUCUCUCUCUCCCACUUGUCGACGACAGCAACCCUCUUCAUCUCGACUCUGAUUCAGACGUUAAUUGUGUACACUAGCGCAGCGACUUGGCUUCCGUGAAGGAUUUUUCAUUUUUGCAUAGGGUACAUAAUGUUCCGCUUUUUUUCUUUCUUCGUAGAUGUAGACCUCUUUUCUUUCGUGAGUAAUUUGCGCUGCUUGUUUACAUCCUGGAAUUUGAUCUAACCCCUGCUCGUCCUGUCGACUUGA
Molecule: messenger RNA, 3489 nt
Organism: Coprinopsis cinerea okayama7#130
Lineage: Eukaryota; Fungi; Basidiomycota; Agaricomycetes; Agaricales; Psathyrellaceae
Product: glutamate dehydrogenase
Exons: 15
Coding region: 1-3123 (1040 amino acids)
Cellular component (GO): mitochondrion
Molecular function (GO): L-glutamate dehydrogenase (NAD+) activity
Source: RefSeq, a predicted model, not a curated record